This is a messenger RNA of Blepharisma stoltei, 1695 nucleotides long. NCBI's taxonomy places the organism in Eukaryota, Ciliophora, Heterotrichea, Heterotrichida, Blepharismidae. The record is from the annotation of a GenBank genome assembly.
AUGGCAGGAAAUCUAGAGGAAGAAGAAUACGACUAUUUGUUCAAAAUCGUACUAGUAGGAGAAAGUGGUGUUGGUAAAUCUAAUAUCCUGUCACGUUUCACUAAGAAUGAAUUCAACCUUGAGAGCAAAGCUACAAUUGGAGUGGAAUUCGCUGCAAAAUGCAUCCAACAUGAAGGCAAAGCAAUAAAAGCGCAAAUAUGAGACACAGCAGGCCAAGAGCGGUUCAGAGCAAUUACUUCUUCAUACUACAAAGGUGCAAUGGGCGCGCUCCUGGCUAGAUUAAGUUAUUAAAGUCAGGCGUUAGUCAUAGUGGUGACAUGGCCUCCAAAGACCGCCUGUACUAGAGAUUAUUUCUCCUGAAGGUGGAUGCCAAUUCCGUACCUACUGUCUCCUCCUUGACUUAUAAUUAAAAUAUGGCGUCUUCGUCUGGGCAUGGCCUCCCGGCCAUGCAUACUCGACUCAUAUUUUAAUUAUAUCCGGCAAGGUUUUGCCAUUCUGAAGUGAGCGGCAAUGCUAGGUAAGCAAUUCUGGUUGUGUACAGAGCCUAGCCCAAGCUCGUCUUCGGGAUGGAUUUUACCUCGUAGGUAAAGGUGACAAGUGGCUGGAAAGGGGAAGCCCAGCAGAGUCCACACGACUCAUCGGGCAACUCCCUAGCGUGAAACCGGGCGUUACGUCCCGGGCUACUUGUUUCUCUUUUUUGCCGACAGCCUACCAGAAAAUCCAUUUUUUGGGUUUUCGGAAUGGCAACUACGUAAUGGCGUGGCCCGUAACUCACUCAUGAGUCGUCGAAGUCGGGUAACCCCUCCAAGCCUGUAUUAGCGAACAAAGCAGGCUGGGACCGGCAGCCUGUGGCCUGGCAGGUGGAAGAGAAGGUGAUAGGUCCGGUUCUUGCUGACCUCCGUGGUGGACGUUAAGCGUGAUAAUUCUAAUGUAAUGUAAUGUCUCCUCCUUGACUUGAACCUUGAAUUGGCUGUUUAUGAUUUCUACAGCCCUGCUACGGGUGAUCGGAGUAGAUUCCAAGGAUUCUUGGAGUCUAUCGGUGUUGAAGUGCCUUACUUCAACAGCUGCAGGAAAAAGACUUUCCCCUGUGGCCUGGCCGAAAUCCCAGUUUCUCGUCAGAGGAAUGUACAUGGGUCCUAGAUUCCAAAGGACGUUGCUGGAUACCUUCAUUUCCAACCACUGGAAAUCAUCCAAAACUAACCCGUAUGCACAUCUCUUGAGCCUGGACUUGAUUCUCGGCUCGGAGUUCGUCCCAAUUCACCGUAAUUGCGAGGUCUAGACUGCUGCGCCAAUAGGUAGGCUCUCUCAUGUCUCCAUUUUAAUAUAUAUGAUAUUUCCAAGCACGCCACGUUUGAAAACUUAGAUAGAUGGGUCAAUGAAGUGCGAUCAUUUACUCAGCCAGAUCUAUCAAUCAUAUUAGUGGGAAAUAAAUGUGAUAUGGCAUAUGCUAGAGAAGUUACUCAGGAUGAGGCAAUCAGAUAUGCUCAACAGCAAAAAAUCCCUUUUUUUGAAACGAGUGCUUUAGAUUGUACAAAUGUCGAGCUAGUUUUUAGAGAAUUACUUGUGGCUAUUGCAAGGCGAACUGAUGCAGGAUUUGAUACUAAAGGUGCAGAAAAAGUGGAUAUUUCUAAAAUCAACACUAUCAAGCUUGGAACUGCAGAGAAAAAGAAGAAAUCUUGCUGUAAGGGUCAUUAA